AUGUCAAACCGCACGGCAUCCAACUCCAACGGCCAUGGAGCUCCAGGAAACCGCAACGGAAACCGCCAGACCGACUUGGCAGGCGAGAAUGCAGCAAUCGAACACGCCGGCGACUCACCUGAGCGCCGCCAGCAGAUCCGCCAGCAGGAAAUCGAGCUGAACUACUACCGAAAGUUCCUGGAGGACUUGGUCGGUGUCAUGCGCGACGCUCAUAGCGAAUCUGUCGCUCAGAUCGUCUCGCUCAUUCGCUCCGGAGCAUCGAACGAGGAGAUCCAAAUCGCCCUUCAACGCGUCCGAGACGAGAGGUGA
Messenger RNA from Penicillium vulpinum, 309 nucleotides. RefSeq lists its product as uncharacterized. NCBI's taxonomy places the organism in Eukaryota, Fungi, Ascomycota, Eurotiomycetes, Eurotiales, Aspergillaceae. The coding region runs from base 1 to 309 and encodes 102 amino acids. The record is from RefSeq and is a predicted model, not a curated record. The transcript is spliced from 2 exons.